Zingiber officinale is the source of this 3345-nucleotide messenger RNA. RefSeq lists its product as uncharacterized. The transcript is spliced from 5 exons. The record is from RefSeq and is a predicted model, not a curated record. Gene Ontology annotation, molecular function: nucleic acid binding; zinc ion binding. NCBI's taxonomy places the organism in Eukaryota, Viridiplantae, Streptophyta, Magnoliopsida, Zingiberales, Zingiberaceae. Bases 1 to 3345 code for a protein of 1114 amino acids.
AUGAGACGUGGUCGGUCGGUAGCCGGUUCUCGUCGUGGUCCGGGACUACCACGAAAGCAACCUACCGAGACUAGGGAGCUGGAAUCAGUAACCCAGGAGGUGGAUUCUUCCAAGGAUCUGACUGAUGUGGAGGCUGUUAGUCGAGGACAGGGUGAUCAGACUCCUAGAGACCAGGGACGUCAGCCUCAGGAGAUCCCUUCAGUCAUACCAUCUAGAAGAAAUAGGGAAUUUCAGCCUCAGGGGAUUCCCUCCGGGAUACCAUCAGCAUUUCCUACUCCUGCUACUACUGAUUGGAUGAGGGACAGAGCUCGAAUACCGUUGCUGGCUAGGUCCAUCAAGGACAGAUUUACCUUAUAUUUGGGCGGAGCAGAUCCUUGGGCUGCUCGAAGCUGGUUGAAGAAUUUAGAGAGCACCUUUGGGUACCUGAGUUGCACGGACGAGGAGAAAGUGGAACUGGCAACGUAUCAUCUCCAGGAUCAGGCAGUCACAUGGUGGGACAUGCAGAAGACGAUCUUUGGAGAGCAGCGCAUCACAUGGACGAUGUUCCGAGAGGCGUUUGAGCGGCAAUAUUUCCCAGCUACCUUCUGUCUAGCUAGACGCCAGGAAUUUUUGAGUCUCAAGCAGGGCGACCGGUCAGUGAUGGAGUACAAUGCUGAAUUCUCUAGACUGGCGGAAUUUUGUCCUCACAUAGUGGCACAGGAUUAUGAUCGUAUGCAGCAGUUUACUCAUGGUCUUGCAGCAUACAUUCGGAUCCAGAUGUCAGGAUUUCCAGGUAGUUCCUAUCGGGAGGUUCUAGAUCGAGCAUUAUUCAUAGAGAUGACUCAGCAGCAGGUAAAUCAGGAGAAAGGACAUGAUAAGCAGUCGUCGCAAAAGAGAGGGAAUAAAGGUCAGAGUUCUCGGGCUCCUUCCGGAGGAUCUUCUCGGCCUCAGAAGACUGGGCGAACAUCGGAUGGAGGUUUUUGUCCCCCUCAUCAUGAACAGAAGAACUUUGGUGGGACCAGGUGUUUUCAGUGUGGGUCCAAGAGUCACACCAGGAACAGCUGCCCGUUGGAUCAUGCUAUAUGUUUCUACUGUAAACUUCCAGGGCAUGAGAGUCGGGAUUGGGGAAUCAUCCUCUCAGUCACGUUCACAGAGGAGAUCGCAGAAGACUCAGAGUGCCCCACGUCAGCAACGACCACAGCCUUCUCAGGGACAGAUAUAUCAUAUUCAGGGUCAGGAACCAGCGACUACUCAGUAUUCUACCGCGGCGUCUUCUCAUCAGGCACUUCCGGUACAGUCGGAGUUUUAUCCACCCCAGCCUUACUCAGCAUAUCGGCAGCAGCCUCAGUCUUAGUAUCAGCAGCCGGUUCCCGCACCUACGAUGCCAACGCAGACCACUUCAGGGAUACCACAACCGAGCUCAAAGAUUUAUUGAUAGAUACUGGUAGUUCCCAUUCAUUCAUAUCUCGAGUAUUUCUGGGUAAAAUCGACAGAUUGCCUAGUCGUCGGACACACGGGCUGACAGUAUCUCUACCAUCUGGCGAGCUGGCCAUGAACCAUGCCACAGUUGAUUGCAGAGCGAGAGUAGUCACAUUCCGACCUCUUGGUCUACCAUCGUGGACAUUCAUCAGAACCGGGGGUGAUGGGAUAUCAGUCAUAUCAGCAAUGCAAGCGAGGAGAUUACUGUUGCAGGGUUGUCAGGGAUAUUUGCUGUCCAUGGUUAAAGCUGAUACGGAUGCAUUACCACAACUCUCGGACGUUCCUAUUGUUCGAGAAUUUUUAGAUGUAUUCCCUGACGAACUCCCCGGGUUGCCUCCUAAAAGGCAAGUCGAGUUUACGAUUGAGUUGGUUCCGGAAACCGCACCGGUAUCCAAGACCCCCUAUCGCAUGGCACCAAAGGAGUUAGAGGAGCUGAAGGUUCAGUUGCAGAAGCUGUUGGACAGAGGAUUUAUUCGUCCCAGUGUUUCUCCAUGGGGAGCACCAGUACUCUUCGUUAAGAAGAAAGACGGAUCAUUGAGAUUAUGUAUUGAUUACCGACGGUUGAAUGCGGUGACUGUCAAGAACAAAUAUCCAUUGCCACAUAUAGAGGAUUUAUUUGAUCAGCUGAAGAACACCUGUGUAUAUUCAAAGAUUGAUUUGCGCUCAGGCUAUCAUCAGCUCAGGGUUGGAGAUGCAGAUAUUCCGAAGACAGCAUUUCGCACUCGUUAUGGUCAUUACGAGUUCUUGAUAAUGCCAUUUGGGCUUAUCAAUGCCCCAUCAGUGUUCAUGGAUCUGAUGAACAGAGUAUUCCUUGAGUACUUAAAUCAGUUCGUCAUUGUGUUCAUCGACGAUAUUCUGAUAUAUUCCCGAUCUGAGGAGGAACACAGGCGACAUCUUCGCAUAGUUUUGGAGAUGCUUCGGCGAGAACACCUCUACGCGAAGUUUAGUAAAUGCGCAUUCUGGCUACCUUCGGUGGGUUUUCUUGGACACGUUGUCUCCAGCAGACGUUUAUCUGUAGAUCCACAGAAGAUUGAGGCCAUCACUAGUUGGGAGCAGCCGAAGACAGGAGAGAAGUUUAGCUGGACAGAAUCUUGUGAGCAAAGCUUCCAGGAGCUCAAGCGGAGGCUUGUUACUGCACUAGUGUUAGUACUUCCCUCUGGCAUGGAUGGAUUUGUACUUUUCACGGAUGCGUCAUAUCAGGGACUGGGUGCCAUACUUAUGCAUCAUGAGCGAGUGGUGUCAUAUGCCUCACGUCAGCUGAAAGAUCAUGAGAGGAAUUAUCCGGUCCAUGAUUUGGGAUUGGCAGCUAUCAUCUUCGCACUGAAAAUCUGGCGACAUCAUUUAUAUGGGAUCACCUUCGAGGUUUACACAGAUCAUAAGAGCCUCAAGUAUUUGUUUACCCAGAAGGAACUGAACCUGCAUCAGAGAAGAUGGAUGGAAUUCUUGAAAGACUAUGAUUGCACGAUCAACUAUCACCCGGGGAAAGCCAACGUAGUGGCUGAUGCGUUGAGCAGGAAAUCUCGUGGAGUUUUGGCUUGUCACCGAGUGAUGGUUACAGAGUUGAUACAGAGCUUCUCUGAGUUGGGGUUGAUGGAGCAAGCACAGACAGAGCGAGGCUUGCUAGUCACCAUGGUUGCUCAGUCACCUAUAGUGGAGCGUAUCAAAGAGGCUCAGGCUACAAAUCAGCAUCUGCAGUUUUUACGUAGCAGAGUUACCUCAGGACAGCAGACAGAGUUUACCUGUGAUGAUAGUGGAAUUCUGUAUUUCCGCGGCAGAUUAUGUGUCCCUGAGUCACAUCCUGUUCAAGAGGACUUACUACGGGAAGCACAUCGAUCUAGAUUUGCGAUUCAUCCAGGAGGUACUCGCAUGUACAGGGAUCUGAAAUGA